AUGCCCUCGCGUGACUCCGUGCUUGCCGGGAUAGACACGUCCAACCGCGCCUUCUUCACUAUCCACAAUUGCAACAGAUGGUUGCAGCUGCGGCUCGAGGGCAUCUCGCUGAUGCUCUUCCUCUCAGUCGGCUGCUUCGGGAUCCAGGGGCGCGCUGCCGGUACGAUAUCGACUGGCUUCAUGGCCCUGGCGCUCUUCUACACGACCACCUGCGCGGGGCUCCUGAACUUCGGCCUGCGGAUGUUCUCGGAGACCGAG
This is a messenger RNA of Prorocentrum cordatum, 258 nucleotides long. Lineage: Eukaryota; Dinophyceae; Prorocentrales; Prorocentraceae. The record is from the annotation of a GenBank genome assembly.